UGCAUAUUUGAUGGAAAACAAUCCGUUACUAUCACCAGUUCCCCUAGUGAUUCAAAUGAUAAACAUCAGUGCUGUGGAUCUAAUGAUCCCAGUCCUGCUGAUAACCAUGGGCUGGAGUCGGAUAGACAAGCUCCUCCACCACUGUCUGAGGGUGUAUCUACAUGGGAAAGUUGUGGCACAGUAAGGCAAGUCAAGAAAUCUUCACUUAUUUGUCACAUUUCCAAUUUUCAGGAAUUCUUUGAACAUGCAAAAAAGCUCUGGGAUGAUGAAGGAGUAAAGGCAUGCUUCGAGAGGUCAAACGAAUACCAACUGAUUGACUGUGCACAGUACUUUCUAGAAAGAAUUGACAGUGUCAGUAUGGAAGACUACACACCCACAGAUCAGGACCUUUUAAGAUGCAGAGUUUUGACAUCAGGGAUUUUUGAAACAAGAUUUCAAGUAGAUAAAGUAAAUUUUCACAUGUUUGAUGUAGGUGGCCAGAGAGAUGAAAGAAGAAAAUGGAUUCAGUGUUUUAAUGAUGUCACGGCUAUCAUUUUUGUUGUGGCCUGUAGCAGCUACAACAUGGUAAUAAGGGAAGAUAAUAACACAAAUAGACUACGGGAAUCUCUGGACCUCUUCAAAAGUAUCUGGAAUAAUAGGUGGCUACGGACCAUUUCUAUCAUUUUGUUCUUGAACAAACAGGACAUGUUGGCUGAAAAAGUCUUGGCAGGGAAAUCUAAAAUUGAAGAUUACUUUCCUGAAUAUGUGAAUUACACUGUACCUGAGGAUGCAACACCAGAUGCAGGAGAAGAUCCCAAAGUCACAAGAGCCAAGUUCUUUAUCCGGGAUGAGUUUUUAAGGAUAAGCACGGCAACUGGAGAUGGCAAGCAUUACUGCUACCCCCACUUCACAUGUGCAGUGGACACAGAAAACAUCCGCAGAGUGUUCAACGACUGUCGAGACAUCAUUCAGAGAAUGCAUCUUCGCCAGUAUGAACUCUUGUGAUUAGGAUCACUGUGGAGCCUGUGGUUUUAAAUUCUUUGCUCCUUAGUCUAUUAUCCCACACAGGGUGGAAGAAUAUAUUAUAGAAAUGUCAGUCCCAUCAGUUUGUUUACCUUGAUUAUUUAACCCUCAAGUUGAUUGGAACCAAGUUUGGGUUUCUUUUCUUCCAUGCUUUUUUGGGACUAUUUGUGUGCUUUAUUUUGACAUGCCACUUCUUUAUCAUUCCACUAAGCCCUCUGGGCUUAAAAACCUUUCCUUAGGUUUUUUUUCCCCUUAAUUGAACAUAGUCUGCUAAAUUUUUCAAGCAGGCUAAUGUUACUUCAAACUGGUAUCUCUCAGCUGGAUGACACUAAAGUCAUAACUAUCCCUGUGUGUGGGUUCCUUUUUUUUAACAUGACAUCUAAGAGUACUUGAUAGGUGAAAAAAAGAAUAAUGCACUUUGUAUCAGGUUAUUAAAUACUGUUGAGGAAGUAUACACACAAUGUAGCAGCACCACAAUAUUUAUUACUCUGUCACAGUUUUUAGCAUUACUGAGUUGCAGGUCAACUGAUAAAGUGACCUCCUCUUUUAAGCCGUUACUGGCACAGGAAGUAGAGUAGACAAUGAGAGGAACAGUGAAGAUAAGCAAUUUUUCUGGGGUUUUGGGGCUAAGUGUCUCUGCACACCUCAGGCAUUUGAAUUACAGCUACUUUUUCAGCCUAUUACAUCUAGGCAGAAAAUUAACCACCCUCAGUUCAGUUAUUUGUGCUGUCCACAAAUGAUCCUCUUAGUUUAGAUCAUUCUUGGACAACAGUCCUCUCCCCUAUAUAUAUUUUUUGUUUUACUGCUGGUUUAUUAUAUUGUACAGACUGUAAAAUGUAAUAUUAUUUUGUACAACUUUAUUGAAGAAAAAUACUUGUAGAAGAUCUUUGUGCCUUGAUUAUGGCUGUACCUGUAAAAUGAGCUAAGAUGUAAGUAUGUUUUUGACUGCGCUGUACAGCUUGAUGUCAACCUUACCUGCAGCAGUGACUGGAGGUAAGAACUUUAUCUGUAGAGUUUAGGGGUUUUUUUCUGGUUUAUAUAAAAAUGCUCUUUAGUAUAAAAAAUUAUAAAUUAUGCAAAUUAACCACUUACCUUUCCAAGUAAGGUAUUACAGUCACCGGAUGUUGCAGCAACAUGCCUUUCUCUUUUGAAGUCUCAGCUUUAAAACAUUGGAAUUCAUUCAAGUGUCCAAAUUGCAACCUGGUGUUGUUUUAAUGGGAACCAAGGAUUUUUUUUUCUUUAUCUUUAGAAACUAUGUUUGGUAAUUCUUUGGUCAUUCAUAGAACUUCACAAUUGCCGAAGCCAAUUGUGAAUGUGUAAAGCACCAUUCUAUAGAGCUCUUCAAUCUUUGUACCAACAGCAGCUUUCAUUGUGCAAGUAAAUAGCAAGAAAGAAGAAGAAAAAAAAAAAAAAAAAAAAAAAAA
Messenger RNA from Alligator sinensis (Chinese alligator), 2426 nucleotides. RefSeq names its product G protein subunit alpha L (gene GNAL). NCBI's taxonomy places the organism in Eukaryota, Metazoa, Chordata, Crocodylia, Alligatoridae. The annotation marks the transcript as partial. The transcript has 10 exons. Gene Ontology annotation, biological process: adenylate cyclase-modulating G protein-coupled receptor signaling pathway. Gene Ontology annotation, molecular function: GTP binding; GTPase activity; G-protein beta/gamma-subunit complex binding. Gene Ontology annotation, cellular component: heterotrimeric G-protein complex. The record is from RefSeq and is a predicted model, not a curated record.